Fusarium venenatum is the source of this 1695-nucleotide messenger RNA. RefSeq names its product thiamine diphosphate-binding protein. Gene Ontology annotation, molecular function: pyruvate decarboxylase activity; magnesium ion binding; thiamine pyrophosphate binding. Gene Ontology annotation, cellular component: cytosol. The record is from RefSeq and is a predicted model, not a curated record. NCBI's taxonomy places the organism in Eukaryota, Fungi, Ascomycota, Sordariomycetes, Hypocreales, Nectriaceae.
AUGCCUCCUUUUACCGUGGGCAACUACCUUGCUGAGAGGUUGGUUCAGAUCGGCAUUCGUCACCAUUUCAUUGUCCCAGGAGACUACAAUCUCAUUCUUCUCGAUAAGCUCGAAGCUCAUCCAUCUCUGACAGAAGUUGGAUGUACAAAUGAGCUUAACUGCUCUCUAGCCGCUGAAGGGUACAGCCGUGGCAAAGGAGUUGGCGUUUGUGUUGUCACCUUUAGUGUGGGUGCUUUCUCUGCUUUCAAUGGCAUAGGCAGUGCAUACGCAGAGGAUCUUCCUCUCAUAGUUGUCAGCGGAGCUCCAAACACAAACUAUGCUGGUCAAAAGCUACUUCACCACACCCUUGGUGAAUGUGAUAAUUCUUACCAGCUGCAAAUGGUCAGGCAUAUCACAUGUUAUGCUGCGAGUAUACGCCAUGCCGAACAAGCUCCAGAGAUUAUCGAUAACGCCAUUCUGUCGGCUCUGACACGGCGUAAGCCCGUCUACAUUGAGAUACCGACUAAUUUGGCUGGCGAGACUUGCAUGCAUCCCGGACCGAUUAGCGCCAUUACCAAAAGACUUGUUAGUGAUGAGCAUGCGCUGAAUUUCGCCGUUUCCAAGGUCUCCGAAUACUUGGAGGGAAAGCAGAAAUGCGUGGUUGUGGUCGGUCCUAAGGUACGAAGGGCGAGGGCGCAAGAAGCUCUACUUCAGCUAUCAGAAGCCAUCGGAUGCGCCGUCGUUCUUCAGCCAGCAGCAAAAGGAUCGUUUCCAGAGGAUCACACCCAAUUUGCCGGGAUAUUCUGGGGUCAGGUCAGCACGCUAGGGGCAGACACCAUCGUCAACUGGGCGGAUGUUCUUCUUUGUAUCGGGACGGUCUUUACCGAUUAUAGCACGGUUGGUUGGACAGCUCUACCGAGCGUUCCACAGAUCAUUGUCGACAUGCACAGUGUAUCUGUAGCCACGCGCUUUUAUACUAGCGGUCUUCAGCUAUCCGACUUCUUGCUCAGACUCGCAGAGACAGUAUGCUGGAAUGAUAUUACCAUGGUUGAGUAUAAUAGGUUGCGCCCUGAUACUCAGACGGUGCAGAAGCCACAUGGACCAGAGAGAUUGACUAGAAAAGAAAUCUCUCGCCAGACUCAGCUUCUGCUGGACUCUGACACGACGGUCUUUGCAGAUACCGGCGAUUCGUGGUUUAACGGCCUUCAAUUAAACCUCACACACGGUGCGGAAUUUGAAAUCGAAAUGCAAUGGGGUCAUAUCGGAUGGUCUAUACCAGCAUCGUUUGGCUACGCACUGGCGAGACCACAGCAACAAACCAUCGUCCUAGUAGGCGAUGGUGCGUUUCAAGUGACUGGUCAAGAGGUCUCGCAGAUGGUCCGAUUCCAUCUUCCAAUCAUCAUACUAUUAAUGAACAAUAAAGGGUACACAAUUGAGGUGGAGAUUCAUGACGGACUGUACAAUCGUAUACAGGAUUGGAAUUAUGCGUGGUUCGUUGAAGCUUUCAAUUCAGAGGGUGGAGAAGGGAAAGCACUCGGUCUACAAGCACGGACUCCCGCAGAACUUUCUGAGUGUCUUCAAAGAGCCUUGGGGCACAAGAUUGGGCCUACACUUAUCGACUGUAGCAUACACCGUGAUGAUUGUAGCAGGGAGCUGAUUACUUGGGGGCACUUUGUUGCAGCUGCCAAUAGCCGUGUUCCAAGAAGGGAGGAUUAA